UAGGGGGCAGGCAGCAGCAGAAAGCAGCUACCACUGCCUCUUAAAACCUAGGUACUCCUCAUUACAGACACAGACUGAUAGACAGAGAGCAGGAGAGGGCUGGAGACAGUACUAAGAGAGGAAGAGGGAAAGAGAGAGAGAAAUCGUGAACAGGGAAAGUUAGAAAAUAAGCAGUCCUACUUGUGUGCUCACCCUUCCUUGACUGCUGCCUCUUCACUGCACUACCUGAGGCACACAUACACAUACACACAGGGAGGUGUUUCAGGGAGGCUUAGAGGGCUAACUCUCCAGGGAAGAAGGGAAUUAAACACUUUUGUUUUCAAUCCGCUGCGUCCAUACUCAGGAGAAAAAAAGGGAUUACAGCUUGUGUGCCUGUCCCACUUAUUCCUCUCUUCUCUGUGCAUUUUGUUGUCACUGAGUUACUUUGGAGACUUUGGAUACAACCUUCUUGAAUUGUUGGUCAGAGCUCAGAGAGGCAUGGCACACGGACAAAAGAGCCACAGGUGGGCAUUAACCCAGGGCUCCUUCAGCUUGGCACUGGGCCUGUCACUCUUCUCCCUCCUCCUCCUCACCGUCUUGGCUGCAGAUGAUUACGACUACUACAGCUGGCAGUCGGACAACUUCCACAAUGGUCGCUUCUACACCAAGCAGCCCCAGUGUGUGGACAUACCAGCUGACCUGCGCCUGUGCCAUAAUGUGGGCUACAAGAAGAUGAGGCUGCCCAACCUCCUGGAUCACGAGACCAUGCCAGAAGUCAAGCAGCAGGCGGGCAGCUGGGUGCCCCUCCUGGCCAAACGGUGCCAUGCUGAUACCCAGGUCUUCCUGUGCUCGCUGUUUGCACCGGUGUGCCUGGACAGACCUAUCUAUCCCUGCCGCUCGCUGUGUGAGGCUGUGAGGGACAGUUGUGCUCCGGUGAUGGAGACCUACGGCUUUCCCUGGCCAGAGAUGCUGACCUGCGAUAAGUUCCCCAUUGAUAACGACCUCUGCAUCCCCAUGCAGUUCACUGGGAACCAUGCAACCCAGCCACCAGUGUCGAAGGUGUGCCCUCCGUGUGACAAUGAGCUGAAAGCAGACAACAUCAUGGAGCAUUACUGUGCUAGUGACUUUGCCCUCAAGAUGAAAAUUAAGGAGGUGAAGAAGGAAAAGGGUGACCGAAAGCUGAUUGCAGCACAAAAGAAAAAGAAAGUGCUGAAGCAGGGUGUGCUGAGGAAGAAGGACCUGAAGAAACUGACCCUGUACAUCAAGAAUGGUGCCAACUGCCCAUGCUCCCAGUUGGACAGCCUAGGCUCCAACUUCCUCAUCAUGGGCCGCAAAGUGGACCAGCAACUGCUGCUCAUGUCCAUUCACAAGUGGGACAAGAAGAGCAAGGAGCUCAAGUUUGCCAUCAAGUACAUGAAGUCCCAUCAGUGUCCCACCUACCACACCGUCUUCCAGUGACGUAGCUCGCUGUGCUGCUCGCAGAGUCCACAGACGUUCCCCACACUCCUGUUCCACGUAGAUCUUAAUUCUCGUUCCACUAAUGUGUCCCUGAACCCCAGAUCCCUGCAAAAUCUUUUACCAGCCCACAAAAUAGUCCUACAAGGGGUUGCAGGGUGGUCAAGCCUUUAUUUUCACAGCUUUAGCAUGAAUCAGGUAGUCAAGGGGGUCGUUCUGAUCUACUUAGAUGAAUCAGACAUAUUAAUGUUGGCGAGGUGAAAAGCUGCCAAAAAGAAACCACAGAUUUAUAACAAUGACAAAGAAAAACUGACAUCUACCCCCUACAGUUUAAUAGAAUCCUCCUUAACAAUUCUCCUUUCCUUUUCUGAUAUAGUAGAACCAAUCAUUUGUAUGAUAUCUUACAGCAACUUUAUCAAUAAGAUAGCAUUAUUAGUAGUAUUAAGAAAUGGGGACCUAAAGAUUUGAGGCAACUAUUGGAGGGAAAACAUGUUUGAUAAUGUGAUGAUUAUAGAUGGACAGAAUGGGAUGGGAGCUGAGUGGGAAGGCAGGGUUUGCUUCUGUGCUGACAGAAAUGAUACGCUACAGUACAUGUGGGCUGUGCAAUGGGCCAGCGUGCACCCUGGCACAGAGCUCCCGGGAACAACAUCAAAGCAGAGAAAUGUAGAUGAUCCACUUAACUGUAUGUUUUAAUAAUGUAAAAAGUAGGUAAUUCAGAUGAAUACUAGAUUAUUAGAAAACUGGGCUUUUUUCUUUUAUCCCUGCUGGGAAAGAAGACCGAUGGAAUGAGACAGACUGACGGACUGGAUGAUGCUUCCACUGACUUUGUACAGCACCGUUUUGCGGCCUGUAAGAGGGAAACUUGAAUUUUUUUUUUUCUUUUUGAAUUGGAGAGAGAAGGAGAAUAAACAAGUGGUGCAUAAAAGAGAAAGAAAGAGGGAGAAAGAGACUCUGGACAGAACCAACAAUGUUGGGUUGAUAAGUCUCUGGUACUCGCUAUUUUUCACUAUCACUCUUCAAAUAUUUCCUCUUUUUUUGUACUUACAUUUUUAAAUUUGCUUCAGUUAAAUUUCUAUGGUAUGAAAGCAGAAAUCAUACAUACAGACAUAGCACCUGAAUUCACUGUUGCAGUAGCAAUAAGAGAUGAAAAAUUAACUCUGACAAUAUUUUUUAAUCAGUUAACCUGUAAGUAGUUCUGUUGCUGAAAUACAUCUUUGUUUUACAAAAAAGUAAAUGAAUAAAAUAUAUUUGAAAUUUUUAUAAAGAA
Lates calcarifer (barramundi perch) is the source of this 2701-nucleotide messenger RNA. RefSeq names its product secreted frizzled-related protein 5 (gene sfrp5). The transcript is spliced from 3 exons. The coding region runs from base 478 to 1437 and encodes 319 amino acids. Gene Ontology annotation, biological process: non-canonical Wnt signaling pathway; canonical Wnt signaling pathway; negative regulation of canonical Wnt signaling pathway. Gene Ontology annotation, molecular function: Wnt-protein binding. Lineage: Eukaryota; Metazoa; Chordata; Actinopteri; Centropomidae. The record is from RefSeq and is a predicted model, not a curated record.